This is a messenger RNA of Prosopis cineraria, 5559 nucleotides long. RefSeq lists its product as uncharacterized. Lineage: Eukaryota; Viridiplantae; Streptophyta; Magnoliopsida; Fabales; Fabaceae. The coding region runs from base 3364 to 4914 and encodes 516 amino acids. The transcript is spliced from 3 exons. The record is from RefSeq and is a predicted model, not a curated record.
UCAGUUACAUCUGAAAUUACUUUUGGACAAGUGAAAUUUGUGUAGAACCAGUUAUACGUUGGUUGAUGACGUAGGAAAGUUUAAAUGACAUCUAUCGAAGUCUGUCUGAAAGAAGAAAUGGUCUUGUCUUGUAAGAUCUUUGUCUGCUGAGUUCGAUUAGUGUUUUGGUCUGCUCAGUUCAAGAUGAUUGAAGACUUAUAUAUCGUCACUUUCCUAUUUAUUAUCGGUUGUGAUUAUACAUUUUUGGUUGAUGCUAGGUGGUUAGUGGAAUGUGAAAGCAGGUCUGAGUGCGUGUCAUAUUAAUUGAUGACUCCAUUUUCAUUUCAUAUUUGGAAUUUCUAUGUGAUGCUCAAAAGUUGGACCUUAUGAUCUGUAGUAUGGCUGUAGGAGAUAUAUAAGUUCUUUAAAGGACAAAAUUGAGCAAAUCUGCCAUUGCUGAUGAGGGCAGAGGGAUAACAUGACAUUUCAAAGAUGACAUGCUCGGCUUACUUUAUGUAUUUGACACUGAUUUUAUGAUUUUCUGAUCACUAUAUUGGCUAGUGCUGAAAAUUUAUUCCCUUAAGUUAGUCCAUCUGUGCUUCCCUGAUACUAGUGUUAAUGUAUUGUUUGUUUUAAAAUCAUAUAUCAUAUUCCACUCCUGGUAGAGGAGAAACAUUAUAGUGUUAAUGUAUUGUGUGUAAUGCUGUGAUUUCAUGUAAAGACGUUUUUGGUUUUAUAACUUUUAAAUGCAGUUGUGUCAAAGCAAAGUGUUUGACAUCAGUUUUGUGUCAUCAUCAGUAUUUUUUCAUGCUGAAACUUUUCUGGAACCUCUAUUCUAUUGAGAUAAUUUGAUAAUUGACGCUGGUUGCUAGAGAGAGUUAGUGAGUAUGUAUUUGUUCAGGCUUCUAGCAUGAGAAUGUUUAUGCCAAUGUGUAUUCGUGUGUGCAUGUGCACCAUGUACAUGUGAAGUUUUGGAGCCUUUUUGGCAAAAGGGUUCUGGCUUCUGAACCAUUAAUAUACCUGCAUGCAUUUAUAUUCACGAUCUGAAUUUAUGAGUCAUGAACUGAGUCAUGAACUUCUUUGGCAAUUUAUGCUUUUAGAUGGAAAAAAGAUCUUGCAUGGACGGGGCUUGUUUCUUACCGCCAGGAAAUAUUUUGAUAUAUUCUGAUGGAAUGAGCAAUUGCAUGUCAAACUUGACAGCCCUUUAGGUUGGCAAAGUUGUAUUUGAUUGAAAUAAUUGUAGUUAGCUAGAAAUUUGUAAUCAAAUUAAAACUGUGGGGAGAAGUAAAUUAUUUGUCCUAUUGGAUAUGGUAAGUAUUCAGUGCUUUCCUUUGUGGACGAUAUAUGCAUAAAACUACCCUGUAAGAAUAAGGCCUCAGCUGAGGUAAUAUUUGGUUCAAAUAAUUUCCAGUUGUGUAAGUAACAUCCCAAUUAAUAUUUGAUCAAAAUGGACAAACUCUUUUUAAUGUAAGAUAAGCAAGCUUUCAAGCUAAGAUCUUUGAAAAGUAACAUGGCACAGUUAGAUGGAUGACAAGCUUCACGAAGCUCUUGAGGAAAAUUUUUUUGGGCUGUGGGUUGCUUGCCCUGUGCCCCUAAAUGAACGUUCUUAUUAUAGUUGCUUAUUUAUUUGUUUAGAUGCUAUAAUUUUUUUUUCUUGUUUUCUAUUGGUCAUAGGGUAAAGCUUAAAUUUCAAAUUGUCAGGUGGCUAACCCAGAUUUGUCCCUCCCCAGGCUGAUUUGAAAAUAAUAAAAAAAAAAAUCUAAAUGUUUAAUAAUAUAAUAGGACUGAGAGACCUUGUUGGUGAAUAAUGUCCAUAUUUUGUGGUUUAGGAGGAUACAAAGGAGGUGGUAGUUAUGAACUUUCAAUAUGGUAUGAUUAUUCUGUUCCCAUCCAUGGUGAAAUAACAGCAGUGAGGUUCAAGUACUGUUCUAAUUUAGAAAUGUUUUGUCUAUUAUCUGCAUAGCUUGAACUGUCCAAGGAAAAUGAGCUGCAAAUUCCAAUCUUAAUUAUGGUGAAAAAGAUCACAAUUACUAUUGUUAUUGUCAUCACUUGGGGCAUUGAGAUGGAUGUGCGGCAUACAUGAAAAGAUAAAAUCCAAAAUGAGUAUAUACAAGAAAAAGUAAGUGUGGUAUCUAUUGAGGAAAAAAUGGUAGAAAAUCAUUUAAAAUGUGUUGGACAUGUACAGAGAAGACCAUGGGAAGCACCGAUGAAGAGAGUAAAAUGGAUAAUCUUGAGCCUUGUAAAGAGGGGUGGAGGAAAACCAAAGAAAACACUUAUGAAAGUUGUUAGAUGAGACUUUCUAGUUAACAAUAUUCCUAAAAGCUUAGUUAAUGAUACAGCACAAUGACAUAAUGCAAUUUAUGUAGCUGACUCCACUUAAUGCGAUAAAGCUUCUUGUUAUUGUAAUGUUCUUGACUUGAUAGUUGAUGCUAUCUUCAUGCUUGCACCCAAUUGAUUUUGCAUGAACAAGAGCGAGAAUUUUGAAAACUAAGACCUCUAACCAUCUGAUUGUAUGUUUUUUUUUUUGAGUUUUUUUUUAAUCUGUCUAGUGACUGUAAGUAGGUAUGAGCCAAUAUUGAUUUUUGGAUAUCCUGUAGUGUCACUUCUGAUUUUUUUCGUUUCUAUUUGGGCUACUCAUGAUCAUUUUUGUCCUUUGUUCAGAUUUCCUUGCCUUGCUCUCACUUUUGGUACUUUUGGAUGAACUUCUCAUAAUCUAUUUUUGUAAAUACUGUUAGGUUUUCCUACAAUUUUGUUGUUAACUUAUCUCACUUCCAGUCAUAUUUCAAAUGGACCUUUAUUUUACCUCCAUAAAGAAUCUGUCAUAAUUAAUUAUGCUUUGAUCCUAUUAUGUGUCAAAACCAUCUCCCAUGUAAGAAGUGGCAGUAUGUGAUCAGAAUCCUACCGAAGUUUGCAAGUAUCCUUAAUAAAAUGAAUACGUUGCCUUGAUGACCCGAUUAGAAUUUAUUUACAUAGUGCUCUUUUGAAGAUUCUUGCAUUUUGUUUUGGAGAAAUAAGUGCAUGUCUCCAUUGAGUCUGAUGUUACUUGUUUGUAUAGAUAAAAUUUGAUAUUUACCUCUAGUGACAUGUUCCUCUCUGAGCUUACAUAUCGUGUAAAAUGUUUAAUUGCCAAGUUCAUUGUAGUUUGUAAUUGAAGAUUGUCUAGAUUGGAUUAGAAGUUCAAUAACCAACUGGGGAAAUGCAAGCCAACUGAUAAAUUCAGGUUGAUGUAUGCUGAUAUCUUUCUAUAAAUGCUUAAUAGUAAAUGACUCGGGAAUAAAAAAGUAAGUAAUCAAGAGAAGCAUGCCUUGGGGGAUGGCAAAGUCUUAGCAUGGACACAAUGUGUGGAUAAAAAAUGCGGUGGAUGGCGAAUGGAAAAACUCCAUCAUGGAAAAGCAAAGAGAAAAGAAGCAUAAAAAAGAGAAGAGGGAAAGUAAGGAAAGAAGAGAGAAAGAAGGAAAGGAUGGAAAGCAUAAAGAUAAGAAAGAUAAAAAAGAAAAACACAGGGAUAAAAAGAAAGACAGAGACAAGGAAAAGGAUGAGGAUAAAAAUAAAAAAAAUACCGCUGAUGAGAAUGGAUUCCCAGGACAAACAGAAGGUCCCGAUUCAGGUAAACUCAUUCAAAAGGAAAUUAAGCAAAAGGAUAGGAAGGGUAUCUUGUUGGAGGAGAAACUUCCCAAACACUUUGCUGGUAACAAUGGAGAGAAGGCUAGAGAGAAAAAUAAUCACCUGGCAGAGGAGAAUAAAGAUUCAAAAUUCCUUCAGGAGUUGGGGAGGAGGAUUAAGGAGGAUGAUGGUGGAGCCGUCAACCAGUCAGGUCAGGAGUUGGGCAGGAGAAUCAAGGAGGAGGAUGGAAGGGCUGGUAAUCAGUUGGUUCAGAAGUAUACCUUUGCAAGCCAAAAGAAGGAUGAGGGGACUACUAGGCCAGUGGCUGAGGAUAGUGGUUCCUGGCUUGAUGGCAAGGAAAAGAUCAAGGAUAAGAGUAUUGAUGUCAAGAAGAUCGAUGGGCAAGGGGUCCGGGCUGAGGCCCGACCAAUUGAAAAUGCAACAGACCAGAAUCAUGCUGGAAAUUUUCAUUCCAGAGUUGGUGGAACGCCCAGAUAUUUGGAGAAGAACUUCAACAGAGCAGUGGAAGCUACUGUGGAAACAAGAGAGACAAGUAAGGAAAAGAAAGACAAUAAAUCAGGAGACAAAAGGAAAGAUAGGGAGAAGGAGAAAAAGGGGCAUGGGAAGGACAAAGACAGGGAUAAAGAGAAAAAAAAGGAAGAGAAAGUGAAGGAGCAAACUGAACAGAAGAACACAGAGCAAAAUAAGUUUAAAAUGAGCACCAAAGGUGGCCCCAUGAGUAUAAAUUCUUUCCCACAGAUUACCAAGAACAGCCACGACAAUGCUGUUAGUGGGGAAAACCUCAAGAAACGAAAGGACACAGAAUCAAAUGGAAUCCUUCACGCCAGUGAUAAUUGGUCGGGUAAGGUUCCUAGGCCAUCCUCUUCCCCUCAUCCAUUCACUGAGAAUGGAAGGACAGUGAAACCUUGUCAAAGUUCCAUCCCACAUGCCUCCGAUGGUCUAGUAGCAGCUACCAAUUUUAAGGUCGAAAACAAGAAACACAAGAAAAAUGGCAUCAUUGGAGCUCAGCCAUUUGCAGAUUUCCGAAACAAGCCUAUCAGUGCUACUGUGCCAGCUGAUCCUGUAAUUGAAGAAACUUCUACAAAACCGCCCCAUCCAGAUUCAAAGUACCUAAGCCGGGUAUAUUCAGUACCGAAAAUGGAUGAGCAGCCUGAUUUUGAUGAUCAAGAUUGGCUGUUUGGCAGCCACAGUCUACAAGAGAAAAAGCCAAUGUCAGAGUCUUCAAAGGUCGGGGGAACAGCUCAGGUAUGGGCAGAAGCUCUGCAUAUAGAGCCCGAUGUUUAUGCUCUGCCAUAUGUCGUUCCAUACUGAUUAAUUUUUGAGGUGCAAGUGGUACGACAAUUAUAUCUGCAAAAGGAGUCCUCCAUUAGCUUAACCGACAUGGCAGAACAGCAGCAUCUGUGUCUAGAAAUGGAUUCGGAGAUUCUCGAUGCAUUCUUUUGUUACUUCACUCUGGCAGCAAGUAAUGAUUGAUUUGUGUGCUUUGUGGUCUUAAAUCUGUUUGGAUGGAAACUUUUGACAUGGUCUUGAUCUUAUACUGAAUCCAAAGGGACUUCUGUCAUGAAUGGUUGCUUGCCCUGGCGCACUGCCUGCAGGCCAAGAUCUGUGAGUGCCGCUUGCUUCACACAUCGUAGUACAGAAAUGACUUAACAAAGGCAGCUGCAGGUUGCAGAGAGGGGAGGCUUGAGACCUUGUGCUGCUUUGUUUUCUAUUUUUGGUUGGAACUGAGAAGCUCUUUCUAAUAGAAAUUGAGAAUGUAAGAAACAUGCUAGAUGUGGCCUCUGCAACACCACCGCAAUUUUGAUUUGUAACAUAGAACCCCUAUCUACAAAAAUAUGUACGAGAGAAAGAAAAGUAGUAGUCUCAUUCUUUUUUCAGUUUCCUGUAAAUUCUGUUAGUUCCCAUCAUUUUGCUUGAAUCCAUUUUGUUAAAUAAGUGAGGUUGAAAAAAGAGAAA